Clonostachys solani is the source of this 351-nucleotide messenger RNA. The record is from the annotation of a GenBank genome assembly. Lineage: Eukaryota; Fungi; Ascomycota; Sordariomycetes; Hypocreales; Bionectriaceae.
AUGGGCAUCCAUCAUGUAAGCGUUGUGUUCUAGAUUACCUUCCUCGGGCGCGUAGGACACAUUCUCUAACUAGCACUUUCUACAUCAUAGAUUGACACUGGCCGGUAUCUGCUAGAUGUCAAGUCGGGUCUUAAAAACCCCAAGAAGCAAGUCAAAAGGGUCGUUGCAAUGGGCCAGCGAGCUGUCUACGACGGCCUGGCUGCGUUUGGCGAUACCGAUAAUGCAUAUGGCCUGGUUGAAUUCUCCAACGGCAAGAUCUGGACCACGCAUCUCGCCAGAACGACAACAAACGGUUUCGAGGAUUUAACCCGCGUCUGCGGCACCAAGGCACCUCCAUCGUCAGCGGCGUGA